Mesocricetus auratus (golden hamster) is the source of this 2528-nucleotide messenger RNA. It is a transcript of the gene Prf1, whose product is annotated as perforin 1. The transcript is spliced from 3 exons. Lineage: Eukaryota; Metazoa; Chordata; Mammalia; Rodentia; Cricetidae. The record is from RefSeq and is a predicted model, not a curated record. Gene Ontology annotation, molecular function: calcium ion binding; pore-forming activity. Gene Ontology annotation, biological process: leukocyte mediated cytotoxicity. The coding region runs from base 141 to 1808 and encodes 555 amino acids.
ACAGUGGCUAGGGUGGGCCUGCCUGGGGAUCGCAGCACCGUCUCAAAAGCGCCCAUUGGGAGCGCAGGAGGCCACCGUGCUGCAGUGGCUCUGUGGGACUUCAGCUUUCCAGAGCUCACGGCAGCUGUACCCGCAGCUCCAUGGCCAUGCACUUGUUCCUCCUGGGCCUUCUCCUGCUGCUGCCGCCACCCGUACCUGCUCCUUGCUACACCGCCACUCGGUCAGAAUGCAAGCAGAAGCACAAGUUCGUGCCAGGUACAUGGCUGGCUGGGGAAGGCGUGGACGUGACCACCCUCCGCCACUCCCGCUCCUUCCCAGUGAACACACAGAAUUUCCUGAGGCCUGACCGCACCUGCACCCUCUGUAAAAACUCCCUGAAGGGAGAUGCUAUACAACGCCUGCCCCUGGCAGUCGCCCACUGGCGACCUCACGGCUCAGGCUGCCAACGCAAAGUGGCCACAGUCAAGGUUAGCUCCACGGAGGGCGUGGCCCGGGAUGCAGCUACUAACAUCAAUAAUGACUGGCGUGUGGGGCUGGAUGUGAACCCCAAACCAGAGGCAAACAUGCACGUGUCCAUGGCUGGCUCCCACUCCAAGGUAGCCAACUUUGCAGCCGAGAAGACCUCUCAGGACCAGUACAACUUUAACACGGACACCGUGGAGUGUCGCCUGUACAGUUUUCGCCUGGUACAGAGACCCCCACUGCACCCCGAUUUCAGAAGGGCACUCAGGAACCUUCCCCCCAGCUUUAACACCUCCACAAGGGAUGCUUAUGACAGGCUCAUCUCCUCCUACGGUACCCACUUUAUCACGGCUAUGGACCUAGGUGGCCGCAUCUCAGCCCUCACGGCCCUGCGCACGUGUCAGCUGGCUCUGGACGGGCUGACAGCUGAUGAGGUAGGAGACUGCCUGAACGUGGAGGCCCAGGUCAGCAUCGGUGCCCACGCCAGUGCCUCGAGCGAAUUCAAAGCCUGCGAGGAGAAGAAGAAACAGCACAAGAUGACCACCUCUUUCCACCAGGCCUACCGAGAGCGUCAGGUCGAAGUGGUUGGAGGCCACCUUGAUGCCGCGAUGCAUGACCUGCUCUUUGGGAACCAGGCCACACCCGAGCAGUUCUCAACCUGGGUAACCUCGCUGGCCAGCAGUCCCGGUGUGGUGGACUACAGUCUGGAGCCUCUGCACCUGCUGGUUGAAGAACAGAACCCCAGGCGGGAAGCGCUGAGACAGGCUAUCAGCCAUUAUGUGAUAAACAAGGCUCGUUGGCGGGACUGUAGCCGGCCCUGUAGGGCUGGCCAGCAUAAGAGUUCCAGUGACUCGUGCCAAUGCGUAUGCCACGAUUCGAAGGUCACCAACCAGGACUGCUGUCCACGCCAGAGGGGCUUGGCCCAGCUGGUAGUGACAGAUUUCCAGGCAGAGCAUCUUUGGGGGGACUACUUCACAUCUUCUGAUGCUUAUGUGAAAGUUUUCUUUGGUGGCCAGGAGUUGAGGACCACUACAGUGUGGAACAAUAACAAUCCCAAGUGGACUGACAAGCUGGACUUUGGGAAUGUGCUCCUGGCCACGAGUGGACCCCUGAGGGUGCAGGUCUGGGAUGCUGAUAACGGCUGGGACGAUGACCUUCUUGGUUCUUGUGACAGGGCUCCCAAGUCUGGCUACCACAGGACGACCUGUAGCCUGAACCAUGGCAGUGUGACGUUUGUCUACAAUAUUAAGUGUUUGCUGCACCUGACUGGAGAGACCUGCCUGGAGUAUGCCCCCGUGAAGCUUCCAGGAGACCCUCCGGGAAACCGCAGCGGGGCUGUGUGGUAAGCAGCAGCACGCCUUUAAUCCCAGCACUCGGGGAGGCAUAGACAGGUGGAUCUCUGUGAGCUGGAUGCCAGCCUGGUCUACACAGGGAGACCUGUCUUGAAAAAAGAAAACAAUAAAAUAGCACACUCUGAAAGCACUUGAGUGCUUGACUGAGUUCUCUCAGCGAAUCCACAACGGCUCACUAUGCAGUAAAGACUGAGACUUGAACUUCUCACUGAAGUGGCUGAGUUUAUAUAACAGCUUCCCUGACCUUCCCUGUCCACACUGCCUCAGCCCUCCCAUGUCACCAAGCCUAACAUCUACUGCUACACAGCACAAACAUUGGCCAGGAGUCCAACUGAAGGCCAGGACGCUGUGUCCCCCCAGCUUUAAGGCCCUCCUUGGCAUACAAGGCCAUCUGUUAGAGAGGACCCCUGUGUCCCAAUCCUGUGUGCCUUUUGUCCCCCAUUCUGCUCCUGACAAAUCAAGGCCUGUGACACCAAGCACAUAGCUUGAUAGAAGGCCAAUGGUAAACAUGCUGGUGGCACGGUGGCAGAGAAGAGGGGACAAAUAGUGCCACAGGAAUAGACUUCUGUGUCCAACGACCCAGCUUUGUAAAAUGGAUAGUCAAGAAGCAUAAGCAAACUGUUUCUUUUUUCUCUAUGUUUUCUGGUACUGGUAACUUACUUCAGUCAAGAAAUGGCAGCAUACACUCAAUAAUAAAUCAUGAUGGGCAUUCAA